UCCAGCUUCUUUUCAUCAUCCAACGCAGCGUUGGUUAAGGUACACUGCGUCACCUAUAGCUUCAUAGGUACCUAGGUUGAAAUCGGUACUCUGUACACCCUUUUUGCACUGACGCAUCUCUCACAGAAGUACCCUAGCACCUAUAAAGAUUAACAUCAAUCCGACCUUGAUCUUUCUCGCCUUGUCAACCGAGACCCAACUCCCUCCAUCCAAUUCAUGUCAUUCUUAUCUGGACUCUGGCAAUACGUGCCCUCUCUUUCCAGCCAACCCAACAUGGAUUCCCAGUCUGGCAUUUUUCAGCCGCGACCCAUCGACGUCAUCGUCGUUAAGACCAUGCUCAGCAAGGCCACCCAGAUGCCGCCCGAGGUGGUCGACAUCAUCAUCGACCACGCCGAGUACUGGCCCCAUUGCGAAACCGUCAUCGAGCGACCGCCAAGGCAAGACAUCCGCAUCUCGAGCGGGCGCAGAGAUCGCGAGAACGCCCUGCUCCUCCGCAGCCCUCCGGUCGGAUUCGACCAAGACAGCAUCGCGCAGCCCGGCGAGUGGAUCUCGACGCCGGCCGCACCCGAGCCGCUCCGCGAGGCGGCGCCCGUUGAGGCGUUCAAGAAGCUGAGGGCCGGCACGGCGCUCGAACGCCCUGUGCGGAAAAUCGUCUUCACCCUCCGCAGCAGGGACCAGGGCUGGGGCGGCGAGGCGAAGGACCGGGGGACGUUCGAGGGAUCGUGGACGUGGUUCGAGGCCGGUCUGGAGAGGUUUGAGGCCGGCCUGGAGAGGUUCGACGGCAAUAACGAGGAGGAGGGCGACAAAGAGGAGGUUGACGCGACAUGCCAGAAGUCUUUGGACAGCAAGAGUACGAUCGACAAGAAGCCGCCAACCAGGCUACAAUUGUCGCACCCUUUUAUUGGGGGGCUUGGUCGCAGCUUUCUCCAUGGCCCUCGCGCCGCCCGCCACCUUGGAUCGCAAUCUUUCGCCCACGCCGACGAGGGUAACGACGAGGGUAAGAAUGAGGGUGAGGAUAAGGGCAAGGGUAAGGGCAAAGGUGAGGGUGAGGGUGAGAGCGAAACGACGGCGCCGUUUCGCGAUCGGCCGUUUCGAGUGACUGGCCUGCGCCCCGUCUACCCGGAGACCGAAGUGGUGGGGAACACGCCGCGCUACAACCACCCGCUGGAGCCGAACCAGCAGCAGAAGAUCCAGUGCAACAGGACGGCCACCAGCACAGCUGGCGACUACCGGAUCGUCUGGUCCUGGACCGACGACAUCUCGCCGGACUCGCCCGAGGCUGAGCGACUGAAACGCCAAGGUAGGGGGAAGGCGAGCGGCACCGGGGAGUUUGUGCGAAACCUGAGGCUGGGAGACGUGGUCACCGUCUGGGCCAAGUCACGAUUCCCGGGUUGGGCGAACAACGUUCAAAAGGUCGGCGUUGCCGUCUACUGGGCCGUUUAGACUUGGGGCCGAGUCUGUCCCUGCGUUCUACAUUAUGCGCUAUGCUUUGCUUUGGCGAGGCGAAUGGCUACGAGAGAUGCGGAAAUACCUAUUAAGUCCACGGAUAGCAAGCAUGUUUAUUAGCAACAUUGAUCAAGAACAGUGAUUCCUGGGCCUAGCCGUGGAUGCAUACAUCAUCUCAUACAGCAUCAUGAGAAUCAAUUUCGUGCGCUGAUUUUAUUUAUUUCAUUUUUUGAAGUCAAAGACUCCUUGUGGCAAAAUGAGGAAAUAAAAAUAAAAUAAUGGAUUUGACGUCACGCG
This is a messenger RNA of Sodiomyces alkalinus F11, 1743 nucleotides long. RefSeq lists its product as hypothetical. The record is from RefSeq and is a predicted model, not a curated record. Bases 274 to 1443 code for a protein of 389 amino acids. The transcript has a single exon. Lineage: Eukaryota; Fungi; Ascomycota; Sordariomycetes; Glomerellales; Plectosphaerellaceae.